This is a messenger RNA of Chilo suppressalis (striped riceborer), 3034 nucleotides long. The record is from the annotation of a GenBank genome assembly. Lineage: Eukaryota; Metazoa; Arthropoda; Insecta; Lepidoptera; Crambidae.
AUGAAAGUAUAUUUGUGUUAUUUACUACUAAUAAAAACUGUUUCAAAUGCUAAAAAAUAUCUUAUAGAUACACCAGGUUGUAGAAUUCCAGACUUUAACUUAACUAUACCCGACCUAAAUAAGAGAAUUGCAUGCGGGGAACGUAAGGUUUUUGUGGAAAAAAUCAAUGAUUAUGAUGUCAUAUUUACUAUUACAGAAAAUUUACAAAAUUGUUGUUAUAAAUUUAUAAAGACUGAGUUUUACAAUGAUUUUUUUCCCAGUCAUGGUGUCGAGUACACGAAAUGCGAGCCAAUCUCCAGCGGAGGUAAAGUGAAGCUUAAAAGUGAUUUCAUAUUCGUGAAAUGCAAUAAUUAUGAAGAUAUUUAUGGUUUCACGAAGAAAAUAAGAAACAUUAAACACAAGCAUCAGAAAAGAUACCAUUGGAAUGUCCUUGUUUUGGGUUUGGACAGGACUUCGAGAAUGAGGGCGUACAAUUCCCUAGAAGGCACAAUCAAUUAUUUACAACAAGACAAUUGGCUGGACUUUAGAGGUUACAAUAAGGUGGGUCUUAACACGUAUCCAAAUUUAGUACAAGUGCUCACUGGCAAAAAUGAAUCUUUUUUUGAGAAAUCCUGUCACAUGGGUAUGUCGGAAUGCAACCAUCUAAUGGUGUGGAGUGAAUUCAAAAAAGCAGGUUAUGUUACAGCAUACGGCGAGGAUUCUAUCUAUCUACCUGAUACUUUUUACAGAAAAAAAGGAUACCGUAAAUCUCCUACCGAUCAUUUUAUGAGACCGCUUUUCAAAGCUUGCGAAAAAGAAGUGAUCGGAACAGUUUGCAGCGAAAAGCUUUCAUCAGGCGAACAAAUUUUAAAUUACAUCACAGAUUUUGUGCAGACUUACAGAGACGAAAAUUUAUUUGGAUUUUUUUGGAUAAGUUCUUUUAGUCAUAAUGAAAAUCAUUUGAUAAGAAACUUCGAUUCUGCAUUGGAGACAUUUUUCAGAAAUUUGGCUAACAUAGAAAAUACUUUUAUCAUCUUUUUUAGCGAUCAUGGCAUGAGGUAUGGUGAACAAAAAAAGCAUGUAGAAUCGUUUUAUGAAGACAGACUUCCGAUGUUAUUCAUUAGAGUUCCUCACAAUUUGGAGAUCACCUUUCCUCAACUAUAUUCUAAUCUUAGGAUAAAUCAAGAGCGUCUUAUUUCCCCGAAAGAUCUCCAUUUAACACUGGUCAAUUUGAUAAACAGAAAAAAUAGUUACACCCAGCACCCAAAACUGGAAGGUUGUCCAAAAUGCCAAAGUUUAUUUCAAAGAAUACCGAUACGUAGAACGUGUUCAGAUGCUGGCAUCCCUGAUUACUUCUGCGCCUGCCGUGUUCUCACGCCGACUUCAAUGAAGGAAUACGGAGCAAUGUACAGUGUGAUACAGUUAAUAGUAAAAAUCCAUAAUACAUCAAGAAAUGUUCGAACAACACGCUGCACUUAUUGUGAAGCUCUCUCUAUUAAAGAAGUUUUAAGAUCUCAUUAUUACAAGAUUAAAAACGUUACUUAUUAUUUGUUCGCUUUCACAAUGACUCCAGGUGAUAUCGGAUUUGAAGGUUUGGUGUCGAAGAAUCAAGAUUAUAAAUAUAAAAUAAUGUAUCCAAUCAAUCCUAUAACCACAUGGAGAGUAAGUGGAGCUUGUGCUUUGCAUCCCUCUGAUCGUGCAUAUUGCGUCUGCAAAAAGAAACACUCGUGUAACACACAUAGAAGAAGAUUAGUAGUCAAACAUGGACCGGCGUUAAAGUUUCACCAAAAAAGUAAUCCCAUGUCCAACAGAAAAGUCAGUAAUAUUUGGCAAAGAAAAAGAACUAUAAUAAAAAGAAUGGUAGGAGAAUCCCCUUUUGGUUCUGUAGUAUCUAGACAAAUGUUUUAAAACCAACAAAAAAACGAGUGAGCCUUACAGUAGUCGCGUAUGAUGUGUAACAUUUGAAACCUCACCUUAUAUUAGUAAAAAAAGAAAUAAUACCUACUACAAAAGGAGUAAAUCAAAUAGCGCGCGCUUUCGGGACUUCCUGUAACACACUUCCGUCCCAUUUCACGAAAUCACUCCCACAAAUUGCAGGAAAGCGAGAGAAAAGAUGUUACACAUCAAAAAAAACGACGGGUUGCACUCCGGGAGUGCCGGCAGAAGUGAAAACAUGAAUAUUAACGAUGUGCAAUUUUGAUAUUUUGGAAUGAUUAGGGAAUAAUUUUGCACGAAUUGCUUUAAUUAUCAGUAUAAAAGUACUAUCAUUUAUGUGGUAGAAUACAAUAUUUAUUUAUUGCGCUAUCGUACACAAAUAUGAUAAUUUAUAUUAAAAAGUUUCUCUCAGAAAAAUCAACUUACAUGAAUCACAUUUAAGCGCACCUAACGACAUCUAUUGUAAAAAAUGCAUUUUCUUCGCAAUAUAGCUGCCACCUGGACGUCCUAGUUAGAGACUUAUUAUUAAAAUAUUACUAUGCUUCGUCCAAUAUAUUGAAAGUCGACAACCUUUACAAUUUUAUUGUUUUCGUCUUACGCCACGUGUCCUGACGCGAGUUUAACAUAUUUUACCCAUACAAAAAAAGUAUACAACGCCGCUAAAGAAGUUUUCACUUCAAAAAUAAUGGCUUUUUGUUUGUUACAAACGCCAAAUAUACUUAACAAAGUACCAAACGCCGAUAACAAUCAGGCUAAGAACUCUCGACGCGAUUUUCUCCCAAAUUGUAGACUGUAUUUGUAGGUAAAACGCAAAAGCAAAACUGACAACGCGAUUUGCGCCCGCAGAGCGCGCGGGUGUUUACGGCACCCCUCGCUGCGGGCGGCGCGCGUGAAGCGCAACCAGCCGCGGCGCACCGCAGAAAAAUUCAGUCCGUGAGUUUUGAAACAAAAGUUCUGCGGCGGCGAGUGAGGAAAGAAACCACUCCGUGUGUUCUUAGCAAUCAACACAAACAGGCUUGGCUUUGGCAGCUAUAACUUAAUGUGUUUGUUAUUUAUCCACUGGUGAGAAGCCGAAUGCAUAACAAUGACAUUUUGAAAUACUUAAGUUUUCCAAUGUAUU